This is a messenger RNA of Racocetra fulgida, 675 nucleotides long. Lineage: Eukaryota; Fungi; Glomeromycota; Glomeromycetes; Diversisporales; Gigasporaceae. The record is from the annotation of a GenBank genome assembly.
AUGAUUGAAGUCUUAUUUCAAGUAAGGAAGGAUAAAUAUAAAGAUAAUCCUCCAAUAGCUCCCGAAUUGGAUUUAGUCAAAGAGGAUGAUCAAAUAACUCAUCAUUUAUCGUUGGAUGAUGAAUUGGAUAAAUACAAAGAAAUCAAAGCACAAAUUUUAGGCGAGGAUUCCGGAGAUGAAGAAGAUGAAUCUGGUUCUGAAAGCGAUGAAAGCAGUGAUGAAGAAGAAGAGCGAACUUAUGAAAAAUUUUUUGGACUAAUUGGAGAACGUCUCGCAAAAAUAAAUCUAGUGUGGGCCAAAGCUUUUGAACAGUGUUUUGUCCAAUAUUAUGAGACAAUUCAUCGUUAUGAAACAAAUAGGUUACGAAAUGUUUCAAAGUUUUUCGGGCACCUUUUGGCAUCCGACGCUUUGUCCUGGCAAGUGUUUAAUAUUAUCAAAUUAACCGAAGACGAUACCACAUCAAGUUCUCGAAUCUUUGUAAAAAUUUUAUUUGAAGAGCUGAGUGGUACUUUAGGUUUACAAAAACUUAAAGAAAGAUUAAAAGAUAGCACAAUGCUGGAAUAUUUUACUGGUCUAUUUCCAAAGGACAAUCCACGAAAUACUCGUUUCGCAAUUAAUUAUUUCACUAGUAUUGGUUUAGGUUUAUUAACUGAUGAGUUAAGAGAACAUUUACAG